Messenger RNA from Thamnophis sirtalis, 1785 nucleotides. NCBI's taxonomy places the organism in Eukaryota, Metazoa, Chordata, Lepidosauria, Squamata, Natricidae. The record is from RefSeq and is a predicted model, not a curated record.
AUGAGAAUAAUUUUGAAUACCUUGGAAUACUAUGAGGCCCACCCAGAAAAACAAUUGGCACUGAUGUUCCUCGAUGUGCAGAAGGCCUUUGAUAAUGAGCAGCUGUGCAACUGCAGCUGGCAGGAGGUGCAGGCCCGGCUGAUCUCGCUGCAGCGGGAACAGCAGCUCUGCGUCCACCGGCGGGAGCUGACCGAGCUGGACAUCCACCACCGGAUCCUGCGCUUCAAGAACUACCUGGUGGCCAUGGUCAACAAGUCCCUGCUCCCCGUCCGCUUCCAGCUGCCCCUGCUGGGCCGGGGAGUCUUCCUGACUCAGGGGCUCAAGUACAACCUGGAGCUGCUGCUCUUCUGGGGGCCGGGCUCCCUCUUCCAGGGCAAGUGGAACCUCCAGCCACAGUACAAGCGCGCCGGGGCCCGGCUGGAGCUGGCCCGCCGGCUGGAGCGCAGCAUGCUGGUCCUGGGCGUGGCCAACCUGUUGCUGUGUCCCUUCAUCCUGGUCUGGCAGGGCCUCUACGCCUUCUUCAGCUACACCGAGGCGCUGAAGCGGGAGCCCGGGAGCCUGGGCGCCCGGCGUUGGUCGCUCUACGGCCGGCUCUACCUGCGGCACUUCAACGAGCUGGACCACGAGCUGCAGGCCAGGCUGAGCCGCGGCUACAAGCCGGCCUCCAAGUACAUGAACUCCUUCGCCAACCCGUUGCUGGCCGUGGUGGCCCGGAACGUCGGCUUCUUCGCGGGCUCCCUGCUGGCCGUCUUGAUCGCCCUGACCGUCUACGACGAGGACGUGCUGACCGUCCAGCACAUCCUGACCGCCAUCACGCUGCUGGGACUGGUGGUCACGCUGGCCAGGAUCCAGGCCAAUAGUGGCAUCAUUUUCCUGCUGGUCAUGGCUGCCACUUUCUGGCUCUACCGUUUGGUGAAAGUCCUUUGCAGCCUGUUGGGCUACUGGGAGAUCCGCUCCUUUUACACCAAGGCCCUCAAGAUCCCCUCGGCGUCCGUCUACCAGCAGGCCGAGAACGGCAAGACGGAGCUCUCGCUGGUCCACUUUGCCAUCGCCAACCCGCACUGGCAGCCGCCUCCCGAAAGCUCCCUCUUCAUCGGGCACCUGAAGGAGAAGGUGCAGCAAGACGCCUCCCACGCCCAGCGCCUCCUGGCCGAGGGGCCCUUGGCGACCUCCCUGCUCUCUGACGAGGGUCCAGGCCCCGUGUCGGAUGCCCUCCUGGCCAGCGUCCUGACCCACCCGGUCCUCACUGAGCGUCGGCUGGUUGCUCAGCCCGGCAGCACGGCCAGCGUGACGGCGAGCAUCCUGGCCUCCCUCUCUUCUUCCCUGCCACCCCGGCACAGGAGCCGUCCCGGGGAGGCUUCGCUCUCACACAGCCAGAGCCCCCUCUUGGAGAACAGCGCUGCCCCACGCCCAGCUCCCCUCAGCCGCUCGGUUCUGCUCUCUGAGUUGGCAUUGGCCGAGAUGAGUCUACACGCCCUCUACAUGCACGAGCUUCACCAGCAACAAACAGCCGCCCGCCUCACGCUGCAGCCUUCGGCACAAACAGCAUCCCCUCGCCGUCUCUUCGAUUCGCGCAGCCAGGACCGCUCACUGGAAGUUUGGGAAGAGGAGUCAGACGAGACGCAGCAGCCGCAGCAGCCGGAGAAGAGCUAGCAGGAAACGCCACUCGCUCCGUCCCUCCCUCCUUCCUUCCUCUACGUUUCUGGAGGGUUGGCACUGCCAUGGACAGCUUGCCCGGAGGGCCCUCCUGCAAGCAGAACGUGCUUGGAAGUGGCGUCUCCGGCU